AUGUGUAAGCUUCUCUCGUGUAAAUUGUUCAGGAUAAAGAAUGUAGUAUUGAGACAUCUAGACAACUACGAACAUUUACAGAAGAAAAUCGUAGAAGAGAUAGGUGAUUUCAUCGGACGCAAUACAGGAUUUAAUGAACCACGGGUGGGCCAUGAAAUUCUUGUUUGUUUUGUGGGGACAAGAAGUGUUGGACACUUGUUCCGCUUCUGGCGAAUUGUUGUGGCUAAAAUGUUGUGUUUAUCUGUUAUUAUUUCACCUAUCAUGAAUUUAGCAUUGAAUUACUCCUAUAUUUUAUCAUUGCAUAUGACGAACUUAUCGGUGACAUCCGUUUGGAUGCUUCUCAUAGAAUUAAAGGAAUGA
This is a messenger RNA of Loa loa (African eye worm), 360 nucleotides long. RefSeq lists its product as hypothetical. The transcript is spliced from 2 exons. NCBI's taxonomy places the organism in Eukaryota, Metazoa, Nematoda, Chromadorea, Rhabditida, Onchocercidae. Bases 1 to 360 code for a protein of 119 amino acids. The record is from RefSeq and is a predicted model, not a curated record.